Elaeis guineensis (African oil palm) is the source of this 627-nucleotide messenger RNA. NCBI's taxonomy places the organism in Eukaryota, Viridiplantae, Streptophyta, Magnoliopsida, Arecales, Arecaceae. The record is from RefSeq and is a predicted model, not a curated record.
CUGAGCAAAAGAUUCCUCCCUUGCUGUACCAACAAGGCAGUGCCUGAUCCAGUUGUAAGGCAAAUAGCAAGGGCAAAGUGAUUCCUGGGAAUCUAAGCUUCCCUUGCAGUGGUGGGGAAGUUCUCAUCUCAUAAUUCUGUGGUGUUAUUAUGCUCUAUCAUGGCUCUUGGAGACAGCACCACUGCCCACUCCAAGCAUGAUGGUGUGGUCUUGGAUGGCAAAAACACAGGAGCUGCAAUGUCCAUCCAGGGACAUCCUUCAGGCAUGCCAGGAAGCAACUGCUGCUGCAUCAACAUCUAUGUCAAUAACAAUGUCCAGGGGGUGACAAAUUCUGUUCUGUUCGGGAGCAAGGUCGUCAUGCGAGAUCCUCGAGCAAAAUUAUCUUUGAGACGGCGCCUUGGAGGAUGCAAGGUUGAUGGAUGGAGGGCGAAGGCUGGGGACGUUGAAUCGGUGAAGGCUCCAGUUUUCUGGGCCAUGCUGCUUGUUUUGCUGAGUUUUGUUAUUUUCUUGGUAUCCUGGAUGUGGCAAUGUGUAACAUCAUAACUCCAUUCAACAUCUUGUAACAAAAUCGUCAAUGCUGGAAAGAAAAAUUCUUAGCAGAUUAAAUAAUAUUUUGCUUUCGGUUUC